Molecule: messenger RNA, 708 nt
Organism: Talaromyces marneffei
Lineage: Eukaryota; Fungi; Ascomycota; Eurotiomycetes; Eurotiales; Trichocomaceae
Exons: 4
Coding region: 1-708 (235 amino acids)
Biological process (GO): proteasome regulatory particle assembly
Cellular component (GO): nucleus; cytoplasm
Molecular function (GO): protein binding
Source: RefSeq, a predicted model, not a curated record
AUGAACAGAGAUAUCCAUGCGCCAACUGUUCCCUCCGGUCCGACGACCGCGGGGACGGGAUUCCGAGACUUGACAAAGCUAUCGAUGGUUGAGCUUAUGAGUGAGAAGGAACGCAUCGAAGCAGAGUUAUCGGCUUAUAGCAGUGUGUUGACAUCUCAAGGUGUUACAAUGGCUACGAGCUUAACAACUUUUGACGGGUUUCCUCGCGACGACAUCGAUGUGGCGCAGAUUCGAACCACGCGCGCUCGAAUUAUCCACCUCCGAAACGACCACAAAGAAGUCAUGAAAUAUCUAGAGAAGGGUCUACACGCACACUUUGAAGCUCUACAACAAGCACAGGCUUCCUCUACGACGCCCGCUACUGCUGUACCUACCCAACAACAGAAUGGCACACAUGCGACACAAAACGGAAUAACCGAAACACCUUUCGCACGAGUAAACACCGUUGCGCCUGGCAGUCCCGCCGAUCAAGCUGGCUUGAAAGCUGGGGAUGUCAUUCGGAGUUUUGGAACGGUCAACUGGGUAAACCACGAACGGUUGACGAAGGUUGGCGAGGUUGUGCAGCAGAACGAAGGGCGUCCUCUUGUGGUAAAACUCUCGCGACCAAGCGAAUCGGGCCAGGGUACUCGAGAAUUGAGCGUCAGUCUGAUACCUCGUCGCGAUUGGGGCGGUCGCGGUCUUUUGGGCUGUCACUUGGUGCCGUUAUAA